CUUCUUCUCGGCGGGAGAGGCUCGGAUGGAAUGCGUCAGGCUCCAGUGAGACCUCCGGGGCUCCUUCCCCCGCGUCCUGCGGGUUUAAAGUGUCAGGCUCCAGAGAGACAUCCGGGGCUCCUUCCCCCGCGUCCAGCUGCGGGCUCCAAGUGUCGGUCAUAUGAGUGCCGCGUCCGGCCCGCCCUUCGCGGUGAUGCAGCGGCCACUCGGCAGCAGCAGCAGCGCCUUCAGCAUCGACUCUCUGAUCGGGGGGCCUCCGCCGCCCGGCCCGGGACACUUGGUGUACAGCGGCUACCCCAUGUUCAUGCCCUACCGCUCCGUGGUGCUGCAGCCGCCGCCGGCUCUCCCCGCCGGACACCCGCACGCCCACGGCUUCUGCUCCGGCCUGGCGCUCACUUCCACGCUGAUGGCCUCGCUCCCCGGGGGCUUCUCGCCCGGCCAGCAGCAGCAGCAGCAGCAGGAGGACGCGGGCCGGAAGCACGCGGAGAGCGCGCUGGCGGGAAAGGAGCGCGGGAACUCCGCCACAGCGCGGGGUCACGUGACUGCCGGCCAGCAGGACGUCGAAGAGGAGUGCGCGCGCAGGGACGACAUCUUCUCCAUGGACAGCGACGCGGACUACAGCUCGGACGACAACGCGGCCCAGCGGGGGGAGGACGCGGCGGCGGCGCCGCUCGAAGACGCGCCGCACGGCCACGGCUCGGGCGGCGCGGCGUCCGCUUGCCCCGCCACCGGCGCCGGCGGCGGCGGCAAGAACCGGCGGCGGCGCACCGCCUUCACCAGCGAGCAGCUGCUGGAGCUGGAGAAGGAGUUCCACUGCAAGAAGUACCUGUCACUCACCGAGCGCUCGCACAUCGCGCAUGCGCUCAAGCUCAGCGAGGUGCAGGUCAAGAUCUGGUUCCAGAACCGGCGCGCCAAGUGGAAACGCGUGAAAGCCGGCAACGUCAACAACAAGUCCGGGGAGCCGUCGCGGAACCCCAAGAUCGUGGUUCCCAUCCCGGUGCACGUCAGCCGCUUCGCCAUCAGGAGCCAACACCAGCAGCUGGAGCAGAGCCGACCUUAGGCGCAACAGAGCCGACCUUAGGCGCGCGGCCCGUCACCGGAAAUCAAACAAACUCUCACUGACUUGAUUCGUCCAACAAAAACAGGCCGCGACGCUCAAACGUCAAGAAAUGUACAUUUUAUUCCGUCUCUGAUUAAAAAACACAUCAGUGACAAUUUGAGUUCGAAUAAUUGUUGACGCAAAACGUCAAAAACACUCAACUUCCGGCCUCGGCCUCGAGCUGUGAUGAAGAUGAAGAUGAAGAAGAGAGCAUUUCUAACGAGAACGUCAGGAAAUAACGAAAGUUUUUUAUUUUUUUUUCUUCUCUUCGGAUAUGAAAUGUUUGCUUUCGUUUUGCCUUCUUCGAGUCCACACGUGCUGCUAGUUUCAUUUCAUUCAAGUUUCAAAUAAUUAAUUAUGUGUCAAUUAAACAC
This is a messenger RNA of Nerophis lumbriciformis (worm pipefish), 1473 nucleotides long. RefSeq names its product gastrulation brain homeobox 2 (gene gbx2). Lineage: Eukaryota; Metazoa; Chordata; Actinopteri; Syngnathiformes; Syngnathidae. Gene Ontology annotation, cellular component: nucleus. Gene Ontology annotation, molecular function: RNA polymerase II transcription regulatory region sequence-specific DNA binding; DNA-binding transcription factor activity, RNA polymerase II-specific. Gene Ontology annotation, biological process: regulation of nervous system development; regulation of transcription by RNA polymerase II. The record is from RefSeq and is a predicted model, not a curated record.